This is a messenger RNA of Sphaeramia orbicularis (orbiculate cardinalfish), 2727 nucleotides long. It is a transcript of the gene hadhab, whose product is annotated as hydroxyacyl-CoA dehydrogenase trifunctional multienzyme complex subunit alpha b. NCBI's taxonomy places the organism in Eukaryota, Metazoa, Chordata, Actinopteri, Kurtiformes, Apogonidae. Gene Ontology annotation, biological process: fatty acid beta-oxidation. The record is from RefSeq and is a predicted model, not a curated record. Gene Ontology annotation, molecular function: NAD+ binding; long-chain (3S)-3-hydroxyacyl-CoA dehydrogenase (NAD+) activity; enoyl-CoA hydratase activity. The transcript is spliced from 20 exons. The coding region runs from base 52 to 2343 and encodes 763 amino acids. Gene Ontology annotation, cellular component: mitochondrial fatty acid beta-oxidation multienzyme complex; mitochondrion.
CCAAUCCCAGUGCUUGGACAGGUAGCUGGAGCCGUCUGACCUCCGCUCAACAUGGCCGGUGUACGAGCCCUUGGCGUUCUCUCCAGGUUAACAUCACGGCGAUACGCGCUCUUCACAGCAAACAGUUUUCGAACCUUCUCAGUUGCUCCCGUCAUGCAAGCCAGAACCCACGUGGACUGUGAAGUCAAGGGAGAUGUUGCUGUUAUACGAAUGAAUGAUCCAAAUUCAAAGGUUAAUACCCUGUCAAUCCAAAUGCAAAAAGAGUUGACAGAAGUAAUGGAUGAAGUGUUGGCCAAUAAUGCUGUUCAGAGUGCUGUCCUUAUCUCCACAAAGCCAGGAUGCUUCAUAGCAGGAGCUGAUAUCAAUAUGAUCCAGGGCUGUGGCACUGCAGAGGAGGUCACCAAACUUUCUCAGGAAGGGCAGAGGAUGUUUGCACUGGUUGAGAAGUCUCCAAAGCCUAUUGUAGCUGCCAUCAAUGGUUCAUGUUUAGGGGGUGGCCUGGAGUUUGCCAUUGCAUGCCACUACAGAAUUGCAACAAAGAGCAGGAAAACAGUUCUCGGUACUCCUGAAGUCAUGCUCGGUCUUUUACCUGGAGCUGGUGGUACACAGAGACUCCCCAAAAUGGUUGGUCUACCUAGUGCCUUUGAUAUGAUGCUGACAGGAAGAAAUAUCCGUGCAGAUAAAGCCAAGAAGAUGGGGCUCAUUGACCGACUUGUCGACACCCUAGGACCUGGACUGAAGAGUCCAGAGGAUAGAACCAUUGAAUACCUUGAGGAAAUUGCUGUGGACUGUGCCAGAGGGAUUGCCAACAAGAAAAUCUCUCUUCACAAAGAGAAAGGCACAAUGCAGAAAAUUCAAGACUACAUCAUGAGCUUUGAACUUGUACGAAAUCAAAUUUACAAAACGGUACAAGGUAAAGUUAUGAAGCAGAGCAAAGGACUUUAUCCAGCUCCCCUGAAAAUCAUUGAAUGUGUGAAGACUGGUGUAGAACAAGGCCCUGUUGCUGGGUAUUUAGCUGAGUCACAGAAUUUUGGGCACUUGGCAAAAACCUCAGAAUCAGCAGCUCUGAUUGGUCUUUACCACGGUCAAGUUGCAUGCAAAAAGAACCGCUUUGGAACUCCUGAAAGAGAAGUGAAGACCCUUGCCAUCUUGGGAGCGGGUCUGAUGGGGGCAGGUAUCGCCCAGGUGAGCGUGGACAAAGGUAUGCAUACAGUCUUGAAGGACACUACAGAGGCUGGACUAGCCAGAGGCCAGCAGCAGGUCUACAAAGGACUAAAUGACAAAACUAAAAAGAAGAGCAUCACAUCAUUUGAGAGAGACUCCAUAUUGUCCAAUUUGACUGGCACGUUGGACUACAGCAGUUUUGAAAAAGCCGACAUGGUUAUUGAGGCCGUCUUCGAGGAUAUCAACAUCAAGCAUGCAGUCCUGAAGGAAGUCGAGGCUGUGGUCCCCCCACACUGCAUAUUUGCCAGCAACACAUCAGCUCUGCCCAUCAAAGACAUCGCUGCUGCAAGCAAGAGACCAGACAAGGUUAUUGGAAUGCACUACUUCUCUCCAGUGGACAAGAUGCAGCUUCUAGAGAUUAUAACCACUGAUCAGACAUCAAACGAUACGACGGCCUCAGCUGUGGCAGUCGGCCUGAAACAAGGCAAAGUCAUCAUUGUAGUUGGGGAUGGUCCUGGAUUCUAUACAACGAGGUGCCUGGCUCCCAUUUUGGCAGAAGCAAUUCGAGUUCUCCAGGAAGGGACUGACCCUAAGAAGUUAGAUGGCCUCACCACAAGUUUUGGAUUUCCUGUGGGUGCUGCCACACUGAUCGAUGAAGUGGGCAUCGAUGUCGCUGCACACGUGGCUGAGGACCUCGGCAAAGCUUUUGGCUCCAGGUUUGGUGGUGGAAAUGUAGAGGUUCUGAAGACCAUGGUGGAAAUGGAUUUCAAAGGUCGCAAAUCUGGAAAGGGUUGCUACAUCUACCAGCCCGGACUCAAAGUCAAAGACAUCAAUCCAGAAAUUGAAGACAUCCUUGAGAAAUACAAAUUAACACCAAACCCUGCUGUUUCAUCUGACUCUGACAUACAGUACCGCCUCAUAACUCGAUUCGUCAAUGAGGCGCUGCUGUGCCUGCAGGAGGGCAUUUUGAACAGUCCACUGGAAGGGGAUGUCGGAGCCGUCUUCGGGCUGGGAUUCCCUCCCUGCCUAGGAGGACCUUUCCGUUUCGUGGACAGCUUCGGCGCAGACAAGCUGGUGGAGAAGAUGAGGCAGUACGAAGCGGUCUACGGAAGCCCUUUCACACCGUGCCAGCUCCUGCUGGAUCACGCAAAGGAUCCCAGCAAGAAGUUCUUCAAGUGACCAAGCGGUGACCAGAUUUAUCAGUAGCACUUAACAGUAAAACUUCAGUCUGCCACUAGUAUGUGCCUGAACAUUUACAUCACAUGUGGAGGCAAAUCUGCUGACCUUCUGUCAGCGUGUUUUCAGCAGGAAUGGGUGAUGUGGUGAUUCUUUUGUACUUUAAGGUUGUCUAUUAACUUGAUAAAUGUAUAGACUGAGGAGCAUGACAUAGGUCUGACAAUGCAGAUGUAAAGAAGAGGAUCAAAAAGGAUGACAUAUUUCCAAACUCUUCUCUCUUUCGGCUGAAUGUGUCUUUUUCUUUUGUACAUUGAGACUGUCUGUCCUGGUUUGAGCAGUCAUGUAAAUGUGAAAUCAACAUAAAUAAAUUUUGCUAUUGAAUCACAA